Mesorhabditis belari is the source of this 2043-nucleotide messenger RNA. The record is from the annotation of a GenBank genome assembly. NCBI's taxonomy places the organism in Eukaryota, Metazoa, Nematoda, Chromadorea, Rhabditida, Rhabditidae.
AUGUCCACAACUCGAAGAUACUCAAAAAAGUGUCGACACGAUUCUCUUGAUGAAGAUGAAUAUGAAUACACAGAAAACACCACGAUUGAUACUGUUGAUUAUAUGGAAACUAAUGAAAUGAGAUCAAAUUUUGAAGAAAAGCACUCUGCUAUGCCGCCAAGCUUUGGACCACGAUCAAAAACUUCAACUCCAGAAAAUCCAGAGGAUCAAGAAAAUCCCUCUGAUCUAUAUUCUACCGAAAUUGAGCCUCUGUCGACUGAAGAUCGAUCGAUAAAUUCUCCAAGAAAGGACAAUAUUAUGAUUAAACCCAUUGAAAAUGAUAGGAACGGGAUUUCUGGAGAAAGAGAUCACCUCUUCAUUCAAGAACCUCAGCCGCUAAAAGCUGAUUUGUAUGGUUUGUCAAUGUUUGAAACAUCAAAAAGUACAGAGAAUGGCUAUGAAGUAGAUGAAUCCACGGCUUUAAGCACGACUUCUCACCCAUUUAAAAUGCAAAUGCAAAAGCUUAAAGAUUUCGACGUCUAUUCGGACUAUGACUUGUCGUUGAAUGAAAUAAUUAAGACGAGUUCGAUAAUGGCAACAACAACAACAACAACGACAACGACAACUGCAGCCAUGACUUCAGAGGAACAAGAAUGGGCUUCACCAACAGUCUCCUUAAAAGAAUCCUUUGAAGAAGAAUUUGAAACAACAACCAUAUCUGUAAUCAACUAUCAAUUACCUCGAUCACCCGGAUUUUCACCUCAACCACCGGGUUUGAUGAUUACAAGAGAUCAUCAACAAAUGGAUUCGAAUAAUGUUGAGGAGACGGGAUUCGAUGAAGAACCUAAUGAUGAUAUGACUCUUGAAGAUCCGAGACUAGAUGAAGGACCAAAAGGACCUCAUAGGUCACUUAAAGAUUUCAAUCAGAGAACUUUGCCUGAGGAUCGGGAAAUAGGACCGCGAGGACCUGAUAGAUCGUUGGAAAACUUAAAUCAAAAAAUGUUCCCAUCUCAUCCACCAAGUCUUCCAGCUAUUCUCAUUUCUCAGCCACCAGCUUCUCCACCAGCUUCUCCGCCAGCUUCUCCACCAGCUUCUCCGCCAGCUUCUCCACCAGCUUCUCCACCAUCACCAGGUCCUUCAAGAAUCAAAAUGCAACAAAGACAAGAGAUGAUGAGCCCGAGUAUUAGAGAAACCUCUAGAACUUCAAGUGAUGAAGAAGAUGACUAUGAAGAUAUUAAUGAAACUGAAGAGAUCCCUUUUCAAGAAAAGUCAACCUUUAUUCGGAACUACUCAAUUCCAGCUUUAUUGAUCUCUACUCCUCUUCCUACAAUUCCAACAACCGCUAUGGUUCCAGUUUCAUCAACUGCAGCUUUGUCUACUCUGCAAAAAGCUUCUCAGGUCAGGCAAAUAGCCACCACCACUCCGAAGAUGUUCCGGAUUUAUCGUAUACCUCAGUCUUGGGGAAGUCUCGUCGACACGAGUGUGGAAUUGGAUGUGAGAAGAGCGAUUUAUCGAAAAGAGAAUUUCCGUCGAACAACAAUUACUCCUUUGAUAUUCACAACACUGAAUUAUCAACAGAUUCACUCAACGAGACAGACUUCCUACUUGUAUGGACGUCUCAUCCAGGCUUCAACUCCUCCAAUGCCAUCAUUUUCGGGUUUAAAAGUAAUCCGACCCCCAGCACCUCCCCCAAUGAAGAGACUUCCAACAAUGACGCCGGUUCAGAAAAUUCAAGUUCAACCAAGCCUAUACAAAUGGAAUAGCAGUCCAGCAGUCCUACCCGCCUCUCCUCUUUUUAGUAUCUUCCAUCGACGCCCAUUCACGCAAGAACGAUUGUAUCGCGGAAAACUCCGCGCACUCUUUCAACGCGGAUUGUCAAAGGCUAAAGUCGUAACAUGGACCCAAACAGAUGAUGGCUGUUGUGGUGGUCGAUGGUUUACUCGACAGGGGAAAAUUUGUCACCCGAUCAACUUCGAUCCUUGGUUACUCGGGGAAAACCCCACUGAGGAGGCCGUGUUGUUGCGGGAAUCCGUGUUCGAAAAGGAAAAAGAGGUUCGGGAUUUG